ACGAGCAGUGCAUGUCAAAUGCAACACUGUGCCAUACAUUUGCCAAACAGCUGACAAAAAGAACAAUUUAAUGUAAAUAAAAGUAGUGCAAAAUAUUAAAUGGUGUAUUUUGUGUAGAAAAUAAUGAGCUGGUUCGAAGCGAAGGGUCUAAAUUGGGCGAAAAGUGCGCUCAAAGAAGCCGUCGCAUCCAUAGACAAAGCGCUCGACAUACAAGACGACAAUGUGGGGGGUGAAAAAAAUUUGCCAGCGCAAACGACUUUGCCUACGUCGUCAGCAAGCAGUGGAGCAGUGCGAAAACAAAAGCUACCAGGUGCAGCAAAUCGCGAUAGAAGUGAUAGUCAGAAUGUAGUCGCCACACAAAGUACGGUAACAAAGCAUACCACGACGGUUUCAGCACCUGUUACACCGACAGCACCAAUGGUCUCGUCGACAUGGGGUUCCUUCACUUGUUCCUUCUUUGAAAAUCCAAAUGCGCAGGAGACUAUAACAGCGCCACCGCGUACCAAUGUAGGUAGUGUGGGCAUGCUGCCCGUUGUUGGUGUAAUGCAAAAUGCAACUUCCAUGGCAGACGUUGAAGGCAGUAAGACACCGUCCACACAACGCGCAUCAAUUACUUCGACAACUACGUCAGAUUCGGUGGAAUUACUCUCACCACCUGAAUCGAGUAGUUCAGAUUUGCAGUCACCAAUUGGUGACCCCAAGAGCAGUGCAAGUAAUGAGGCAUCAUCCUCUGUGGAAACUAUUAGCGGUACAGCAACGUUGGAAAAUGAGGAGUUCAAUAAAGAAAUGUGCAUAUCUGUGAGUGCCUCAUUGCCAGACAGCAUUGUAAUUAUAUCGGAAAAAGAUGAAUACGAGAUUGAAGAGGAUUCAAUUUCAUAUAAAACUGUUGUUGGGGAUUUGCAAGAUGCUGCAGAUAGCGCAGAAAGUCACAUUGCACCCACUACCACACACUAUCCAAAUACGAUUGAGCAACCCAUAGCUACGACCAGCUGCUCUCCGAGCCAGAAAAUUAUCAUCUCUUUAGAGGAUACACGCAGCGAUUCACAUCAUGCCGAUUCGGAUUCCACACAAAGUUUCGAAGAUGUGCAAAUGCAGACGAGUUGUGCCGUUAGUCAGUACUUGGAAAAAACACAAGCCAUCUCACCAGCAUCGGACGAUCAGAACGACGCCAUGAAUUCCAAAACCAAUUCCUCACCACAUAAUUCCAACGAUGAAAUGGAAACGACAACCUCCUCAGAUAUCGAAAUUAUAUCUAACCCCAAUGGAAACGGCGACUCCUCUAGUACAAAUAGCAUGACGCGUAUCAGUCCUCUAAAGUGGAAGAAACUUAUGAGUAGCCAGGCUGGUGGACAAACACACGGCAUGACUUGUACGAAGAAAGGACACUUUCGUGGUCCCUCCGAGAUAUCGAUACUUUCCGAAGACUCACAAUCUGAGUUAGACCGGCUUAUGCACCGCAUAAGUGAACUUAGUGAUACUUUAGAAGCACGUGAAUUACGCCUGCUGCAGUUGGAGCGCCAAAAUAUAGAGUUGCAGGAACGCAAUGCCGAAAUCGAGAACACGCUGGAGAAUUUUAAAACCAAUAGUGGCGGCAGCGACACCACAGAAGGUUAUACACAACGGCUCUCGGCGUUGGAAAAGAAAUUCCAAGCCAGCAUACGCGAGCGUGAUGCCCUGCGCAUACAAAUCAAGGACCUGAAAGACGAGCUGCAGCUCAAAAUACCCAAAGAGCAGCUGGCAGAGAGCAACAUAAUGAUACAGGAAUUGCGUUCGGAAGGUGAAAAACUGUCGAAGGAGAUACUGCAGCAAUCGAAUAUCAUCAAAAAACUACGUGCAAAGGAGAAAACUAGCGACGCCACGCUGAAAAAGAAUAAAGAGGAAAUCGCCGUUCUAACGGAUGAGCUUGAGCGGCUGAAAAAGACGCUGAACGCCAAGGAAGAGGUGGAGCGUUCACAAAUCGAGGCUGUGCAUAAAAUGUCCUCGGAGAAGCGUAAACUAGAGGAUGAGAACGCGCAGCAACGCAGCAAGCUGGAAGACCUGCAAUCAAAGUUGCAAACACUGCAAUCGAGUUUCGAGGCGGCCAAAUUGGAAUUACAACAACGCACGCGCCAACAUACCGAUCUAACGCGCACCGCCGAGGAGGCGACUGCCGCAAAGAAAGAACGUGAGUCGCUAAAAGCAGAGAAUCUGGAAAUCCUGAACCAGUUGAGUGAACUGCGUGAGAAAUUACGCGGCACAGAGCAGACAACAACAAGGCGCGAACAACAUUUACGCGAAGAGAAUCGAGAACUGUUGCGCAGAUUAGAGGCGGCUGAAAUGCGCGCCGAAGCAGCGGCGCAAGAGGCCAGCUUGACUACAGUGCCACUAAUGCGGCAACUGGAAUCACUACAAAAUACGCUCACUCAACGCAGCGCGAACUGGAAUCAGGAGGAGAAGUUACUGCUGGAGAAAUUGGCCGCUACGCAGACUAAAUUGAAGUCAUUGGAAAAUGUGGAGCUCAAAUAUGAAGAGCGUGUGGAACUCUUACAAAAACAUUGCACCGAACUCGAAGACACACUUUCGCAUGCGCUGCUGCAGGAGGAGAAGGCCAAAAUGAGUUUGCAACAAGCACAGCUGGAGUAUAACAUGAAAGAGAGCAGUCUCAAGAGCCAACAAGCCGAACUCACUAAACAGCUUGAACAGUGCACGUCCAAAGUGGAGGCAUUGGAGCGUGAGAAUAAAGUAUUAGAAGAGCAGUUGCGUAGGAAGUCGGAGGAGAAAUUACCCACUUUUGUUGGUGCUGAAGAGCUGCCGCAAAUAGGCGUUGAGUCAAAGCGUAUAGUGCCGCUCUCUGCAGCUGCCUUAGCGCCGCAUGAACUGGCGCGCCAGCACUCAUUGGAGCAAAUACAACGUUCGCAGUCGCCGGCAAUGAGUUUUGAGCGCACUUCACAAGAGGAGACAAUGGAGGGUGGCAGCAUCGAUUGGCAGGCGGAAGAUAUCGAUUGCAUUUCGAAUUCGGGUCGUCAAAUGGGCAAUUUGGCCUAUGGCCUAAAUAUGAGUUUUAUGGGGCAUAACACAUCAACGUUAGAGCAUUUACAAUCGAUGUUGAAGCAGCGCGAUGGUGAGCUGGUGCACAUACAAUGGGAGUUGGCACGCUUGCAAGAGGGACGAAGCGUGUUGGGGGAGGAAAUCGCAAUGUUGACUACAGAGUUGGAAGCUGCCAAAGAGAAGUUGCUCGCCUACGAAACGCUGGACCAAAGCUACGAGGAGCUACAGCAUAACUAUGACGCGCUGCUGCAAAUGUACGGUGAGAAAGUUGAACGUACCGAGGAACUGGAAUUGGAUCUGAAGGAGGCGCGUGAGGCAUAUAAGGCGCAAAUCAAUGAGUUGUUGGCCCAACCCGCACGGCCUAGCACAUGAUAUUUAUAAAAGUGGCAAUUUGGACUCUGUCAUCGGCUGAGUCAUAUAUUCACACUAUUUGUUAUCUAAUUCCACAGUAGUCUUAAUUGUAAGUAUGGUAUUGUAUGUAGUUAUGUUAUAAUUAUUAUAAAUUUUAAACGAACUGUUGCUGGGUGGCGUAUUAGAGCUGCGCGUAAAGAAAGGUAUGAUUUAAUAAAGCCAUUUAAAAGAAUUAAACCACUAA
Messenger RNA from Zeugodacus cucurbitae (melon fly), 3622 nucleotides. It is a transcript of the gene Tmf, whose product is annotated as TATA element modulatory factor. The record is from RefSeq and is a predicted model, not a curated record. Gene Ontology annotation, cellular component: Golgi apparatus; endoplasmic reticulum. Bases 124 to 3399 code for a protein of 1091 amino acids. NCBI's taxonomy places the organism in Eukaryota, Metazoa, Arthropoda, Insecta, Diptera, Tephritidae. The transcript has 7 exons.